Messenger RNA from Peronospora belbahrii, 1512 nucleotides. NCBI's taxonomy places the organism in Eukaryota, Oomycota, Peronosporomycetes, Peronosporales, Peronosporaceae. The record is from the annotation of a GenBank genome assembly.
AUGGGUGUGAUUCCAGUGCAUGGCGAUUUAGACUGGAAUGCGCAAAUGCAAUCUGCUGGUGGAAAGCUCGUAGUAGUGAAAUUUUCUGCCGUAUGGUGUGGUCCGUGUCAGCAUAUUAAGCCCGUGUACCACCAGCUAAGCAAUCAGUUUCACGAUGUGGUGUUUCUUGAGGUGGAUGAAGCGCAGAACCGCUCGUUGAUCGGUGCACUGGGUGUACGCGGUUUCCCCACUUUCCAAUUCUAUUUGAAUCAAGGUAAAGUAGACGAGCUCGUGGGUGCUGAUCCGAACCAAUUGCGUGCAAAGAUUGAACAGUGGCGUCAGGCGGCAUUCAACCCGUUUGCUUCGCCAGGGGUGACGCUAGGUGCCGGUUCUACCACCACAAUUAAGCCUCUAUCGUCUAGUGAGGCUCGAGAAGCUCGAUUGAAGAGGUUUAACAAUGUGAGUCUAGUCCCGAAUGUUCCGACAGCAGCUUCAGCUUCUGUUUCUACUCCUGCUGUUAGACCUGCGGUGCCAAACUCCGAUAUGGUUUGUGACCCGGUUACUGGCGUCUGUCAUUCGAACGAUGAUGACGAAGAGAUGAAAGAAGAAGGUAACAAAAUCUGUUCUCCUUCUGUAAACAAAGGGCUACUGGUACAGUUGAAGGAAAUGGGAUUUGACGAACUGCGCUCCCGCAAAGCGCUACUUGCAACGGACAACCAGGGCUUAGAAAUGGCUGUUAAUUGGCUUGGUGACCAUCAGGAUGAUGUGGAUAUUGAUGAACCAAUCAAGUUUGUUGAUUUAUCGAAGACCACACCAAAACGGGAGCUGACACCCGAGGAGAAGGCCGCGAAGGUCGAGGCGCUGAAAGUGCUUGUUGAAAAGAAACGUGCGGAACGGGAGGAAAAAGAGAAAGAAGAUCAGCGUUUGAAUGAGUUGAAGCGCCGUACCGAAGGACAGGGACUAUUGGAGGCUCGUGAUGAGAUUGAGGCGAUUCAACGAAAGAUCGCUGCCGAGCGGAUGAAGAAAGACAAGGAAGAUGCCAAGCGGGAGCGUGAGCGCCUGCGUAAGCAACUUGAGAUGGACAAGCGUGAGCGCCAGGCUCGUGGCGGUCGGUUAGGGGGUCCUCCUAUUGACCUUGCACCCGUUAAAGUUGCGGACACGAAGAACGAUGAAGAGAAAAAAACUAGCCCCGUGCUGACACCAAAAGAGCAGGUAGCAAAAAAUGUGGCCAUUUUGAAGAAGUAUCGUGUUGCCAACGAUGGACUCACAGCUCUCAAGACGCUGAACGUGUAUGUGAAGAACCUGGUUGAGAAGCCCGACGAAGAAAAGUUCCGUACGAUAAACCUAGAGAACCCAGCGUUCCGUAAACGUGUGGCUAGUCUUGUAGGUGGCGUGGCUUUCCUGAAAAGCCUAGGCUACGAGAAAGAUGAAGCUGAUGGCAAUCUCAAACUUGCAUUGGAAAAGCGUGACGUGGAGCUGUUGCAAUAUGCUCGUUCUCAGCUUGAAGGCGCUAUUGGUGAGCUCUCAAAUUAA